Molecule: messenger RNA, 2066 nt
Organism: Syngnathus typhle (broad-nosed pipefish)
Lineage: Eukaryota; Metazoa; Chordata; Actinopteri; Syngnathiformes; Syngnathidae
Gene: rars2
Product: arginyl-tRNA synthetase 2, mitochondrial
Exons: 20
Coding region: 170-1906 (578 amino acids)
Biological process (GO): mitochondrial translation; arginyl-tRNA aminoacylation
Cellular component (GO): mitochondrion; cytoplasm
Molecular function (GO): arginine-tRNA ligase activity; ATP binding
Source: RefSeq, a predicted model, not a curated record
GAAAACAUUUAAUUAACAGGAAGCGUUUGUUUUCUAACCAUGUGAAAGGCACCAUGAGCCUAUUAGUGUUGUCUUUUCUAAUUAUUUGAAGGCACAAUGUGCACAUUCGUGCAAUUAUUACCAUGCAUGCUUUUUAAUUUAAGAGCUGUAGAGUUCACAACCUAGGAAUAUGGCUUCUUUUUUCGGACGAGCAAUAGCAGCGAAGCUGGCCAGGACACUGCAUCAGUCUGAGGACCUCUUCAUACCGGCUCUUUCCGCUGUCCCAGUCUUUAAGAAACAGCAGACUGCUGACUUGAGGCUAUCAAUUAGCAUUUUAAGAACCAAUGGGGCUCUACCAGCAAGUGGGGACAUCCAGAUGCAAACAGAACACUUGGCGAAUCAGUUAAAGCGGGACAGCUUGGUGCAGGAUAUAGCGACAGGAAGUGCUGUAAUCAACUUCACAAUUAACCGCAAACUUCUUGCUCAGAAAAUACUGGAACCGUUAGGAACGGGGCACCACGGCAAAAUUGAGCUUCACAAUGAACUUUUUAAUUCUCUUAAGAAAGGAACGACAUUAGUAGAGUACAGCUCUCCAAACAUUGCCAAAAAGUUCCACGCAGGACACUUGCGAUCUACAAUUAUAGGGAACUUCAUUGCCAACUUGAAGGAGUCUCUUGGGAACAAAGUUAUUCGAAUGAACUACCUUGGAGACUGGGGAAUGCAGUUUGGUUUGCUGGGAGCUGGAUUCAGCCAGUUUGGCAGCAAGGAGCAAUUAAAAGAAAAUCCUUUACAGCAUUUAUUCGAGGUAUAUGUAAAGGUCAACAAAGAAGCAGAGCACAACGAGGAAACCAUGCUGGCGGCCAGGGAUUUCUAUCGGCAGCUGGAGCAGAAUGAGAGUCGGGCCGUGUCACUAUGGCAACAGUUCAGGGACAUCACUGUGAGCGAGUAUCAGCAUGUUUACAAGCGGUUAGGGGUCCACUUUGAUGUCUACUCGGGGGAGUCCUUUCACCAGGAGAGAGUCCAGGAGGUGGUACGGCAGUUGCAGAACAGAGGCCUGUUAAAGACCACAGAGAAGGGGACCGGCAUAGUGGAUCUCUCAGUCGGAGACCGGAGCAACGUGUGUACUGUCCUUCGCAGCGAUGGCACAAGCCUCUACAUCACCAGGGACAUUGCGGCAGCCAUUGACCGAGAAGAAAAGUACCAUUUCGAUGAGAUGAUUUAUGUGACAGAUAAAAGUCAAACACACCACUUUCAGCAGUUGUUCCAGAUCUUGCAAGUGAUGGGACAUUCCUGGGCUGACAGGUGUCAUCAUGUACCCUUCGGCCUGGUGAAGGGCAUGAAGACCCGGACCGGAGAGGUGGUCUUCUUAGAGGACAUUCUGGACGAGGCUCGUGCCAGAAUGUUGACCAAUAUGAGCCAUUCAAAAAUGACAAAGGAAAUGGACGAUCCAGAAGACACCGCGCAGAAAGUGGGAAUCAGUGCGUUAAUAGUCCAGGAUUUCAAAGGUCCACUGCAGGGGGACUACAAGUUUGACUGGGACAAGAUGCUGCAGGCUCAGGGAGACACGGGCGUUUUCCUCCAGUACACGCAUGCACGCCUCUGCAGUUUAAUACGCAUGAAUGACGACAUCGACGCCGCGACAUUCGACGCGUCGCUUCUAAGCGAGCAGUCGGGCGUGUCCGUUCUUCAGCAUCUCCUUCGCUAUGAUGAGGUGUUGUACCAGUCGGCGCAGGAUCUGCAACCCAAACACUUACUCAACUUCCUGUUGAAGCUGUGCCACCUGACCGCCUCAGCACACAGAGACCUGCCAGUCAAAGGGAGCCCGCAGCAGAUCGCUCAGGCGAGGAAGAGACUAUUCAGCGGGACCUGCUCAGUACUAGCCAACGGGAUGAGAAUCCUUGGCAUCAUCCCAGUGGAUAAGAUGUAAACAUUGAACUUAAUCGCAACUUCCAUUAUUAGUUAUUUACAAACUACAAAACGGUUCCUCUGUACAUUCGGAAUACAAUUCCAAACUUUGUCUCGUUGUAAAUGCGUGCACUCCAAUUUGGCAUUUUACUGACACAAAAUAGAAAACACAGGCGAUGACA